Molecule: messenger RNA, 447 nt
Organism: Cryptomeria japonica (Japanese cedar)
Lineage: Eukaryota; Viridiplantae; Streptophyta; Pinopsida; Cupressales; Cupressaceae
Product: ubiquitin-like
Exons: 1
Coding region: 1-447 (148 amino acids)
Biological process (GO): modification-dependent protein catabolic process; protein ubiquitination
Cellular component (GO): nucleus; cytoplasm
Molecular function (GO): ubiquitin protein ligase binding; protein tag activity
Source: RefSeq, a predicted model, not a curated record
AUGGAGAUAAGGGUGAGAAGAGCCAACAGGAGCAUGUACCGUUUGGAGGUGGAAAGCACUGAAACGGUGGAGAGUUUGAAAGCAAAGAUUGAAGAGAAAGAAGGUAUUCCCUCUUCUCAGCAACGUUUGAUGAAAAUGGGCGUUCGCUUACAGAAUGAAAACACUCUCAAGCAUUACAAUAUUAAACAUAAUCAAUGUAUCAGCUUGGCUUGGAUCGAGAGAGGUGAAAUGCAGAUACUUAUAAAGCACCAGAAUGGAUCUCUUCUUCUAGAGGUUGACGAAUCUCAGAGCGUUGCAACUACCAUAACCAAAAUCAAAGACAGGCUUCGAAUACCAUCUUAUAUGAAAAAAUCCCUGGUAUUCGACAACGUAGUACUAGAAGAUGAAAAAACUGUUUCUUCUUACAAGGAUAUUGAUUUAUCACUUGUAAAGCUUGUUGAUGGAUGA